Messenger RNA from Fusarium tjaetaba, 2598 nucleotides. RefSeq lists its product as uncharacterized. The record is from RefSeq and is a predicted model, not a curated record. The coding region runs from base 1 to 2598 and encodes 865 amino acids. NCBI's taxonomy places the organism in Eukaryota, Fungi, Ascomycota, Sordariomycetes, Hypocreales, Nectriaceae. The transcript is spliced from 5 exons. Gene Ontology annotation, molecular function: protein binding.
AUGGAUGAUGUAGCCGACCUUGUCAUCGCGCCCUUCCGCGACAUUGUCGAAAAGGGUCGUGAGGCUACACAAAAUGCUGGCGAUGACAAGACAAUGCUCAAAGCCUCUCAGAGCCUGACAAAAGAAGGCGAGCGUGCGCUCAAGAAAAUUGAACCCCUAUGUCGAAAACACCUCGACGAAUAUGGCUCUAACUUCCUUGAUGCUCUCAAGGAAAAUGACGAAAUCGCUGCCUUCCGAACCGAGCUCAACGAAUUACUUUGGGAAUUCGACGACUACGUUGAAUUGGACGAUUUUGAGCCUGAAAAGUUCGCCGAAUUACAAGCCCUCUCGAGGAAGGCCGCGCCAAAGGUUUACGAUAUUCUCAUGCGCCUCAAGCUGGAGGUUCCCUAUGAUCAUGACAGCCGCUCCAUCAUGACUCGAAUGUCCGGGUCACAAUCAAGACCAAUCUCGCCAGAUGCACCUCCUCUUCCGCCGAUAUACCCAUUUUCCGAUCUGAAGAAAGAUAUUCCCCGAAGCGCUUCCUCGCUCGCCGAAAGCCGCUCUAGCAAUGACCCUGCAACGGUUGAAGCAGCUACUGCUGAGUUGCGGCGCAUGAUGCAAUCUCGAUCAGGACCGGAUGAGGGCCUAUAUGCUGAAUCACCAAGGCCCAGCCAUACGCCCCAGGCUGUACUCACACCAGUUGAGCCGCCUCCAAGACCACCAUCGGGUAACCCAUGGGACUUCAAUGUCAAGACCUCACCGAAGCCACGCGAUAAUAAUUUCCCAGAAGACUUUUCCUUCGAAAGGAGACAGCCUGUAGCCCCAGUAGAAUCACCCAUUGAGCCGGUUUCACCACCUCUGAGCCCAGAUUCAGGUAGGGAACUUCGUCCGCGCCCACUCAAGAUGGGAGGAGAUCGGUCGUCUCAGUACAGCAACGACUCCCAAGUUAGUUCAGUGGGCAUGGAAUCCGGGACGUACGAACGAACAUACAGUGUCUUCCCAACACCACGAGGUCGCUACUCGAGCCACAAUUCCAUAUUAUCCACCUCUAUCCCCGAAGAUGUCGUUUCAGAAAGGGCCAGCUCAGGUUAUGUCUCGCAGCUUUCUCCAACUCCAAGGACGGUUCCGCCUCGAUCACAUUCGCUUCCCCAAUCUCGACCUGAAUCAGUCGAAACCAAUCCUGGUUCUGUCUUUGACUCGGGACGACAUGAUGGAGUGACCACCCCCCUCACAGACAACCGCGAAUCCUCAUAUUCAGUGGCAGAUGGUAGUCCGACACUCGGCACUGCAGAAUUAAGUCCGCUGCCUGUAAAGCCUCCGCCGGUAACCAACUACCAGGGCAUGCUUGAACCAGUGCAGCCUGUCAUGGUGCCAGAAGUCGAUAACUUGCCGAUUCCCGUGGAAACUGAAAUUACGAUCCCCGAACACCCACCAAACCCGUUUGCCAUUGACUGCAAACUCAACCCUCAGAGCUCCUUCUAUGUUCACAAAGGCUUUUGCGAUGGAGCAAAGGAAAUAUUGAAUGGUGGUGCGGGAGUCAAGAAGACCGUGAAAGCAGGGUUCGCGACCGUAGCGACAAUUGCAAAAUGUGUCAAGUGUCACUUUGAGCUCGACUUUAAUGAAAUUGACUUGGAUGUCAACAAAGCUGAACGAGGGAACUUCAUAAAAAAUGGUAUCGGCUAUAGGUUGCGAUUCCUUCAAAAGUCCCAUUUGCCAACUCGACGAUCUGAUGAUGUUCUGUAUGGCUGUGUGUUUUGUAUCAUGCAGGGAAAGACUCUCCAUGCCAGUGACGCAACUGUCUUCAUCAGCCAGAAAGCUCUUUUUGCUCAUUUGGCUCGCCAUCCUCGUCCUCUGCCAGCAGUCCCAGGAUUCACAGUGAUCGACCAGACUGAAGUUCCUGCCGAAUACAAGAACGACUACGACCUUCAUUUCAAAUCACCUGUCGAAGCACACCCUGCAAUUGAAAAGGCUGAUGAGAUAUCGUAUUUGCCAACCGCGACCAGCAAGGAAGCUGCUCGCCGUAUGUACGGGCAGAGACUGUUGUACGAUAGGACGCCGGCGCUUGAAUUGGUUGUUAACGCAAGGGUCUGUGGUCUUACUUGGCCUGCAAAGUACCUUGGAGAAUGGGCAAUGGGCUGGUACGACGGUCAAUGGGCAUCAGUGCCCACUGAGAUCAUUAAGCUGGAUCCGCCACCAUCCAGUCAGAUCAAGAUUGACGGCACCAGCCCAGUCCAAGUCACCGCAAGAUGGAAGUUUAACCAGAAGGACAAAGCCAAGGGCGACUGGCUCAAGUUUGACAAAGAUGAAGUCAUUACCAACGUCAGUUGGGCUUAUCAAGAAUUUUGGUGCUGGUCGGGGACGAAUUCCAAGGGCAAGACAGGAAUCUUCCCUCAGGCGUUCAUUGACAUAGCCACGCUACGCGGUUUUGGCAACUCAGGCUCCGACAGAGCAAGCAUCUUGAGUAACGAGAGAAACAAGUCCUUGUCUGUUUUGUCUCGGUUCUCGUCUCGGAAAGCCAGCCGAGCAGGAAGACCCGGAAGCGUAGCCGGCUCGAUCAGCAGCAACGAGACGCCGUCGCUUCCAACCCCGAUCACAAGCAGUGCAAGCGUACGCAAUUAA